Messenger RNA from Homarus americanus (American lobster), 1062 nucleotides. RefSeq names its product skin secretory protein xP2-like. The record is from RefSeq and is a predicted model, not a curated record. Bases 1 to 1062 code for a protein of 353 amino acids. Lineage: Eukaryota; Metazoa; Arthropoda; Malacostraca; Decapoda; Nephropidae. The transcript is spliced from 3 exons.
AUGCCCCUGAGAGGGUCCCUCAGGGCGAACCUGCCCAUGGAAGGGUUCCUGGGGGAGAACCCGCUCCAGGGAAGGUCCCUUGGGGCGAGGGUGCCCCUACGAGGGUCCCUGGAGGCGCUUCUACCCUUGGGAGGGUGCCUACGAGAGUCCCUGGAAUCCCCGCCGUCCCUGAAGGUCGUUGGAGACGCCGACGCCCCUGAGAGAGUCCCUCAGGGCAAACCUGCCCAUGGAAGGGUUCCUGGGGGCGAACCGGCUCCUCGGAAGGUCACUUGGGGCGAGGCUGCCCCUACGAGGGUCCCUGGAGGCGCUUCUGCCCUUGGGAGGGUGCCUACGAGAGUCCCUGGAAUCCCCGCCGUCCCUGUGAGGGUCCCUGGGGGCGCCACCACCUCUGUGAGGGUCCCUGGAAGCCCCGUCCUCCAUGUGAUGGUCCCUGGGGGCGCCACCUCACCUGUGAGGGUCCCUGGGAGCCACGCCGUCCAUGUGAUGGUCCCAGGGAGCGCCACCACCCCUGGGAUGGUUCCUGGGGGUGCCGUGUCCAAUGGAAGGCUCCGUGGCGUCGCCGUUGCCCCUGGGGCACUGCCACCCAAGGGAGGGUCCCUGGGGGCUCUGCUGCCUCUGAGAGGAUCGCUGGGAGAGACAGACCAGAAGGUCGUUGGAGACGUAAAUGCCUCUGAGAAGGUCUCUAAGGGCGAACCUGCCCAUGAGAGGGUCCCUAAGGGCGACCCUGCUCAUGGAAGAGUUCCUGGGGGCGACCCCGCCCCUGGGAGGGUCCCUUGGGGAGAGGCUGCCCCUAGGAGGGUCCCUGGGGGCGCUUCAGCCCUUCAGAGGGUCCCUGUGAGUGUCCCUGGGGGCCCCGCCGUCCCUGUGAGGGUCCAUGGAAGCCCCGCCGUCCCUGUAAUGGUCCCUGGGGGCGCCACCAGCCCUGGGAGGGUUCCUGGGGGUGCUGCCUCUGAUGGAGGGCUCCGUGGAGGCGCCGUUGCCCCUGGGGGCACUGCCACCCAUGGAUGGUCCCUGGGGACUCUGCUGCCUCUGAGAGGAUCCCUAGGAGUGACAGACCAGUAG